Lottia gigantea (owl limpet) is the source of this 1014-nucleotide messenger RNA. RefSeq lists its product as hypothetical. The transcript has 4 exons. Bases 12 to 755 code for a protein of 247 amino acids. Lineage: Eukaryota; Metazoa; Mollusca; Gastropoda; Lottiidae. The record is from RefSeq and is a predicted model, not a curated record.
AAACUACAAGAAUGGCAACGUACAGUAGAUCUGAAGGCUGUGGAAAUGAUGUGUGUAAGGGAUCUCAACAAAGUGUAGUUGAAGGGGGAAGUAAACUCGGGUUCAGUUUGACUACAGAAUCAUAUUCUGAGCAGACGAAAAGAUGGCCUAAAGAUGGAAAACAUAUUCUGGCCCAAUUUGAUGAUAAGAAUAUUGUUGUAUAUCAAGCUUUUAAACCAUCUAUCGCUGAAUAUGCUGUACAUAAUCAAAGGUUUGGUGGACCAGAUUACAGUUUUACAAGGAUGUCAUGGAUUAAAACCAAUUUUUUAUGGAUGAUGUAUCGAUGUGGAUGGGCUAAGAAACGUGAUCAACAGAGAAUAUUAGCUAUAACUAUUACUAGAGAAGGUUUUGAAAAAAUAUUAGAAAACGCCUACACAGCUUCAUUACAAAAAUCCAAGAACCUAACCAAUGAUGAAAUACAAGUAAGAUUACAAUGGGAUCCAGAUCAUUACCCAGAUGGAAAUAAAGUAGAGGGUAGAAAAGCCAUUCAACUUGGAUUGAAGGGGCAGAUUUUAUCCAAGUUUACAAGUGAAUGGUUAGUGAGAAUAGAUGAUAUUACAGACUUUGUAUGUAAACAACAUAAGCUUCUUACUGAACAAGGACAAUGGAAAAUUGAAACUCCAAAAGAACAAGUUUAUCCUUUACUCAAUGAAAAUAUUGGACAAAAAAUUGACCUUGACUUUUAUGAUCAUAGUGGGCCCAAAUUUGUUUCUUAAUCUAAUCUAAUUUAUAUUUUUAAUGUUGUUUUAUUAUGUCUUAGAGGCUGUAAAAGUCACAAUGUUUCUUAAAUAAAUGUUUUUAAAUCUAUGAAAUUUUUUUAAUUUAUGUUUUGUUGAGGUUUGAGUCUAUUUUUGUAUUAAGAAGAAUCUAUGACAUGUCUCACUCCACUUAAAGUCUUAAAACCUCCCCAUAGUACCUUGAAAGGCACAUAUUUAAAUGUUAGCACUUAAUUUUAGUCAGCCAGUACUUUCCAAG